CGCAGCAACAGCACAACGGAACGUAUCACUCUGGAACACCAUGUCGGCACUUCCAGUGUCACGAACGCCAGACUCAGACGCAGAACACCAAUGGAUGCACGCGGCCGACUCCGGUGACGUUGUCACGCUACAGAUGCUGCUCGCUGACAACCCAAACCUGCUCAAUGCACAGCUCCACCACCAGACCUUCAAGCGGUGCACGGCACUGCAUGUUGCCGUGUGGAAGGGUCACAGCGCUGUUGUCCAGUUCCUCAUUGACCACGGCGCCGACAUCGAGCUACAGGACCAGACGGGUAUGACGGCACUACAGAUCGAUGUCAUGCGCACCUGUCUGCAGAAAAUGAGACCCACGAUGCUGCUGCGUUCGCGGUGCAUUGACGUCCAGUCACCCGUGGCAAUGGCCAUCUCCAAGCGUCGACAAGUGCGCGAUCGAUCCACGGACCGGGAUAUUGACACAAGUGUAUUGGAUAUGCUGUUAACGCACAACGCCUGUGUGGACCAGCCCGACGAGUGCGGAGAUACGGCACUGCUCAACGCCGUCGAGUACGGUCUCACCAAGCACGUGGAGAAGCUGCUCGCCCACGGUGCAGACGCCAACGCGUUGGAUACCAAUGGCCGAAGCGCCAUGGACAUCGCUGGUGAGCACGGAUUCGUGGACAUCAUCAACGCGCUGGCCGAGAAUAGCCCCGGUUUGGUGAAAUCUGUCGGGGAUAAGACGCUUGUGAUGGCAGUCCGUCACGAGUAUGCAGAAAUACUCGAGUCACUGUACGAUCAAGUACACAAUCGAAUGUCCAAGGCAGACGGCCAAGAGUUAGGUGGCCGUCUUCUCAACAUCGCAACGGAAUACAAUGCUCCAUCAUGCGCUCUGUUCUUACUGGAGCGUGGGAUUCCGAUGGACUGGACCAAUGCCAAGGGUGAAAACGCUGUUCAAGUGGCAUGUGCCCGUGGCCGCCCGGAGAUCCUCGAGAUGCUACUUCAGCAAAAUAAUACAGACGAGAACAACCACGACGAUAUCAGCAAGGCUUCAAGUGGGGCAGCCGUGCUAAACCACCCUCUCAUUAAGAUGGACGUACUUCAGAACUGCGAUAACAGCUUCAGCUUCCUGCGUGAUGAUAACAAUACCUUCCCGUUAUUCGUCGCAGUAAAAAUGCCAGCAAAUCUGGAGAUCAUGGAAGUGCUGAUUCGUCACAGCGCAAAGUUUGACUUCCCCACACGUCACAGUCGAGACACGAUCAUUCCGCUUCUUGCGUCCUGGUUAAUGCGCGUAACAUCAGCGGAUGUCUCGAAGCUGCUCGUGGAUCUGGCAACCUCCGAUGCCAUUCGUCACAAGCUCCGCCAUGUCAUCCUGGCGCUCACUUGUCAAGAAUACACGUACGAAGUGCUGCUAUUUACGCUGACCAUUCUCUUCACGCCACAAGCAGUGGACGUGGAGCAGGCCUUGGCAGUGUUCAAGCCGUGGAUGCAACGAUGCCAAGUCAACGUCGUGACCGAAAAGCUAGUCACAGACGCGCUCAACUUGUGACGCUGUCACGAACCCGUAAGCCCGUGCAUGGUAAUCUACAUUCCAGUGCGUAAUGUUAGUGUGAGGGCUAAACUGGUAGGCUAAGGUAAUGAAAGAUUCAAUCU
Messenger RNA from Phytophthora nicotianae INRA-310, 1626 nucleotides. RefSeq lists its product as hypothetical. The transcript is spliced from 11 exons. The coding region runs from base 41 to 1522 and encodes 493 amino acids. NCBI's taxonomy places the organism in Eukaryota, Oomycota, Peronosporomycetes, Peronosporales, Peronosporaceae. Gene Ontology annotation, molecular function: protein binding. The record is from RefSeq and is a predicted model, not a curated record.